Arvicanthis niloticus (Nile rat) is the source of this 405-nucleotide messenger RNA. The record is from RefSeq and is a predicted model, not a curated record. NCBI's taxonomy places the organism in Eukaryota, Metazoa, Chordata, Mammalia, Rodentia, Muridae.
AUGAGCAAAUUCAUGAAACCCAGGAAACUGGUGGCGGUCCUGGCUGGAUGCUCCUCCAGAUGCAAAGCCGUCAUCAGUACUGAUGAUGGCACCUCAGACCACCCUUACAGCCAUGCCCUGGUGGCUGGAAUUGACUGGUUUCCCCUAAAAGUGACAGCUUCCAUGGACAAGAAGCAAAUUGCCAAGAGAUCCAAGAUCAAGUCCUUUGUGAAAGUUUGUAACUACAACCACUUCAUGCCCACAAGGCACUCUGUGGCUAUCUCCUUGGACGAGACUGUUGUCAACAAGGAUAUGUUUAGAGAUCCAGCUUUAAAAUGCAAGGGCAGGCAGAAGCCCAAGGUCAAGUUUGAGGAGCCAUACAAGACAAAGAAGAACAAAUGGUUUUUCCAGAAGCUUUGCUUUUAG